Molecule: messenger RNA, 2940 nt
Organism: Closterium sp. NIES-67
Lineage: Eukaryota; Viridiplantae; Streptophyta; Zygnematophyceae; Desmidiales; Closteriaceae
Source: the annotation of a GenBank genome assembly
AUGCUGAUUUUUGAGUCGACUCAAAAACCACCAUGCCAUGCCAUCCCCCCCCCCACGCACCCCAUGCUCCAUCCCAUGCCAUGAACAUCAAACAGCGCCUCUGAUUGCAGCCUAGCGCUCAGGCCACACACCAGGCAUCCCAGGUAAAGCCCCCCCCCAGGUAAUGCCCUCCCUUUUAAGCCCUUAGAGCCAUUACUAGCUACCCUCGAACCCCCCUGCAUACCCCUGGUCUGUGGCCUGUGCGUGCUGCUACUGCAACUGACGUCUUCUCGUCCACUCUGUGAGUUCUUUGGCUUCCCAACCCAUCAUCACCACCCUUCACCACACACACCCACACCACACCACACGCACCACCACCCGCACCCACCCACAUCCACUCACACUCAUCAGCACCCAUCAGCACCCAUCAGCACCCAUCUGCACCAGUCCCAGCUUCUAACCUUCCCUCUGCCAUUCCUACCCCCCUUUUAUCCCUCUCCCCACCCCCGGCGGGCCCCCUCCCUCUCUUCCCCGAAUCUCUUGAAAUCGACCACUGGUGCAGCAACCUCUGACUCACAGACCCGCUACAACACUUACAGCCCUCAGGUAAGGCUUUCCUUAAGACCUAGAGACUUUACCAGCUCACCCCUUGCAGGUAUUCCCCUUGGGUCUAUGGGUUGUGGGCAGCUGCACCAGUGGUCCUCCCUCCCUUUCCCUUCUUCCCUGCAUCACGCAUUUCUCGCUUUGGCUAGUGACUGCCCACUGACUGGGAGGGGGAGCAAGGGGAGGGAGCACUGCAGCCGGCAGCAAAGGGAGAGAAUGGGGUGGCGGGUCCAGCACACAAGCUCACUCGGUGGCACUUGGAAGCAGCAGCUGAAGCAGCAGCAGCAGCAGAAGCAGAAGCAGACACAGCAGAAGCAGACGCAGCAGCAGAAGCAGCAGUAGGGGGGGCUAGGUAGCUAGAGGGCAGGCUAGUGUGAGAGAGGUAAGCCAAGGUAAGGUAAGGUAUGGCAUGGCAUUGCAUGGUGUGGCAUGGCAUGGCAUGGCAUGGCAUGUGGUUGGUCAUGCUUCACAUCUCUCCCUUCAUCUCCUCCCUCCGCCAGGUGUGCUUCUGCACUCAUGGGCAUGGCUGCUCACAGCACAGGACAGGAGGACAGGAGGACAGGAGGUGUCCCCCCACUCACCACCCCUUCUCCCUCCUUCUCCUCCCCCCACCAGGUGUGCACUCCAGAGGCGAGGCCGAGGCAUGGCUGCUCACAGCAGGAGAGAAGGAGUCCCCCUCCUCCUCACCACCCCCUCUCCCUCUCCUCCCGUCCCAUGGAAAAUGCGUGGCACGGCAGUCGGUGCUGAAGUAACAAAGCAGGCGUUAAGGCAUAAUGGAACCGGCCAGAGCCGUGCGCGCCGGCUCUGGUUGGGAGUCCCCUCUUGCUACGUUAUGCGGCGGGAUUCGAGUCUUGGGCCGCCCGUGUAUUUUCCACUGCCACUCCUUGCACCACAAGGCACAGCCAUGGGGGGUGCUGUUUCUGAAGGGGACCCCUCUCCUCUCUCGUGCCCUCGUGUUACCUUGGAGGCGUCACCUCGCCCUUGUGCCGCUCCUUCUCCUUACUCUCUCCUCCGCCCCUACCUAACCCUUGUGGGGUUGAGCCCCAAGGGUAAGGGGAGUGAGAAACGAUGUGGGGGCUGAAACCCCAGGUUAAGAUGAGUGAGUGGAGGGGCAGGGGGCUCAAGCCUCCAAAGUGGGUGAGUGAAAGAGAUGGGGGUUGGAAGUUGAAACCCCUUGGCCGCUAGGUUGGCUGAGUGGAUGGAAGCGAAGGGUUGAGCCUAGAGCUCCACAUGACAGGCAGCAAAUGAUGAUGCCUCACUUGUUGCCUGAUGCUAGAUGCCCUAUCAUGUGGGUUCGCUGGUCCAACCUUUUCCGAAUCUCGGUAUGGGAGUGGGUUUCAUGCCCCCAGUUACAAGAUCGGGCAGGGCCAGGGAGGGGGUUUCAGACCCCGAGCUAGAGUGUGAGGCAAGGGAGCGGGUUUCAGACCCCAAAUGACAGUGCGAGGUAGGGGAGGUUCACACCCCAAGGUAGAGGCUGCAUAAGGGAGGGGGUUAAGGCCCCGACUCAGGGAGGGCGGGCUUCAGACUUCAAAUCUGACCUCGACUACGUCAACUCAGACCCCGGCUGUAAGUUGAGUGGGAAGGGUGGGGUUCAGACGUCAACUUAGACCCCGGCUGUAAGUUGGGUAGGAAGGGUGGGCUUCAGACGCCAACUUAGACCCCGGCUGUAAGUUGGGUGGGAACGGUGGGCUUCAGUCGUCAACUUAGACCCCGGCUGUAAGUUGGGUGGGAAGGGUGGGCUUCAGACGUCAACUUUGACCCCGGCUGUAAGUUGAGUGGGAAGGGUGGGCUUGAGACGUCAACUUAGACCCCGACCAUAACUUUGAUUUGGGUCCCUGGCAACUUGGGCUUGAGUUAGCUUCGUGGUGCCACUGGCACUUGUGACGACGUGCUGUGGCCGUGCUGAUUCGACUGCAUGGAAUGUUCGGAAUCAAGGUUCCUGCAUGCAUGCAUGCAUGUGGUGAUGUGUGUGCACGCGUGUGUGAAUGCUUGCGAGGCUUGUGCAUGUGGGCAUGUGUGCAUGUCUGCAUGUUGUGUGCAUGUUGGCAUGUGGUCGUUCGUGUGUGGAUGCGUGUGGGCAUGUCUGUUGUUAUGGAUGUGUGCAUGAUUUGCAUGGCUGUUAGGAUGAUGUGCUUGUGUGGGGAGAGCCCUACAUGUCUGGCUUUAAGCUGUGCGAUAUCCGUCUCUGUUUUGUUCGAGGCCAUUUGCAAAAUGGCAAUCGUAUCACUCACUUGAUGACUAUGUUUAUACAUGUCCUGUAAGGAGCUGUUAAAGAGGCUCUCGUAUAACAUUGAGAGGUUUCUGUUAGUGCACCUGGAUGGAAGCUACUCGUUUUAGGAAUGAAGUCACGUCCCACAA